Somion occarium is the source of this 1712-nucleotide messenger RNA. The record is from the annotation of a GenBank genome assembly. NCBI's taxonomy places the organism in Eukaryota, Fungi, Basidiomycota, Agaricomycetes, Polyporales, Cerrenaceae.
GAAAAACGUUGGAAAGGCCUCAGAGAUGAACUGACCCCGAGAAUAUCGGGAUCGGUUUACAAGCGAAAUGAUCCAGACUUGAACCUUAAUUUUGGAGAGCUGGCCAAGUGACGUACUCUCUCCACUCUCAUUGAAUUGCACAACUCAAUGUGGAUCUCCCAGUCGAACUUCUUCGAUUCGACGCGGUAUAAAAUGAGAGGUUCCCUACUCGUUGAGUAAAUAUCUUCUGGACCCCGACAUCGACAACGAGCACAACUGCAAUGUCGGAAUCGCAUACUUCUAUCUUCCUCACUGGUGCUACUGGCUACAUUGGCGGGUCUGUUCUCGCUCGCCUGUUAGCUCAUCCAAGCGCAGAGACCUUCAAUAUUACAGUCGUUUCUCGUCAGGCAGAGAAGGCGAAGAAACUCGAAUCCUUCGGCGUGAACGCUGUUGUCGGUUCUAUGGAUGACUAUGCUUUGGUUGAGGAACUCGCAUCGAAAGCACACGUAGUCAUCGACUGUGCCGACGCCGAUAACCUCCCAGCCGUGGAAGCCAUCCUGCGCGGCUUGAGGAAAAGGCAUGCUACAGUUGGUGAUCUGUCCACCUUAAUCCACACCUCUGGCACUGGCGUGUUGACCGACACCGCAAAGGGACUUUAUGCUAGCGACGUCAUCUGCGACGAUCUAAACGCUGACCAGAUUGAGGCCAUUCCCGACACUGCUCUUCACCGAGACGUUGACCUCGCCGUUGUCAACGCUGAUAAGCAGGGAUACCUGAAGUCAUACAUUAUUAUACCUAGUACUAUUUACGGAAUCGCCAAGAACCCCCUUGUCGAAGCUGGCAUCCAAAACCCUCACUCCAUCCAGAUCCCCCAGAUAAUCAAACCUUCUCUAGGUCGCAAACAAGCUGCUGUCGUCGGGAAGGGUGUUUCCUUCUGGCCUGACGUCUCCAUAGAUGACGUCUCCGAGCUCUACAUCGUCCUCUUUGAUUCCAUCGUCUCCAACCCCGACAAGACCGGCCACGGCCGCGAAGGGUACUACUUUGGUGAGAACGGUGAACACCGGUGGUACGACAUCUCUCGUGCCGUUGGUGAAGCACUCGUCGAGCUCGGAAUCAGCAAGGAUCCGGAGCCUACGUCGUUCACUGACGAGGAGCUUAUCAAGUACUUCGGUUCAGUGUGUACAUAUAACUAGGAUGCAGGUAACUACGCCGGAAGUAACUCCCGCUGCCGCGCAAAUCGUGGCCGCUCGAUUGGUUGGAACCCGAAACACACUACCAAGGAUAUGUUGGCUAGCAUUAAGCCGGAGGUCGAAGCUAUCCUCAAGCAGCAGGGUGGGAAGUAAAGGACUCUGUGAAGUCGGGCGGAAACAAAGGAAAAGAAAACCGUAGAAAUCGAAUGCAACUUGUAUGAGUAUAAUAUGGUUCUCUGGGCAAAUGCAAUGUGUGCCGGGUAGAUAUUUGAAGGAUUUACCUAGAUGGAAGCAGGUGUGCAUGGCGGCCAAGCCUGUUGAAGUGGAUGGCACAUUUGGCAAAGUAUUGUGUCUGUGCUCACAUCAUUCGUCACAAAUGCGAUUUCACCUUUGGCAUGAACCUUCUUAUGCGUUCCUCCCAAUGAAGGUUUUAAAUCGACACCUUCAAGUGAUGGGCAGGAUGCUGAGAAAAGCUUGGCAAUACUCUCCGAUUUAUCGAUAUUCGUCCUGUGGUUCCAGAAGAACCAACGAAGAAGAGUGAAA